AGGAAAACGAUCAAACCACGCACCAUCCACACCAUCCACACCAUCCCUCGACGACAUUCAUCGAACCUGCACACCAAACACACAAAACGACGAUGGACGGGGACAUGAUCGUCGCGCAGCCCAGGCGCGUGUCGCUUGGGGUGCCGAUGCAGGGAGGCGGCGGCAACGACCACCGCCAGCACCGCCACCAGCAGCAUCACCACUAUGACACCUUGAGUUCGAGGGCUGGGCAUUCGGGGAGCGGGCACCGCAGGUUCAGCAAGCUGGACGAUCCGCUCGAGAUGCACGCACACGCACAUCCAAAGUCCGAGUUUGAGCACUUUGAGAUGCAGCCCAUCCACAAGCAGCCGCGCCUGCAGCAAGGGUUUGGCGCACACAUGGCGCUCAGCCACACCAACAGGAAAACUGGCGGCAUCUGCAGCUGCGAGCAGAGCGAGGUCUUCCCAAAGCGAUAUGAACUCAUUGCCGAGUCGGGGGCGGAGUGGUUUGGGCUGCACCAACGGCGUCGGCCGCGCUUUGCGUGCUGGCUUGCAGACUGCCUGCCUGCAUGGUGUUCGUUCUGUCCACUGCAGCGGUCUGUCGAGUUGCAUAGACGCCACGACGCGCUGCUUCCAGCGCACGCACGCGGCAGUAGUGGUAGCGGCGGCAGUGGCGGUGCUGCUCGGAGUCGAUACAAUGCGGGGGCGCAGAUGCGUGUGGAGGAACAGCCAACCAUGACGGUGGAUCUUACACCAACGACUUGCAUGAGCAUGCCAUGCCUGGAUGGCCUUGCGUCACGUGACCGCGCUGUCCUGUACAAGAACGGCCAAGUUGCCGCCCGCGUGCUCAAGCGCGGUGUCAUCAACCACAUCACGGCCCCGUGUCGCGUUCGCUGCGGCGGAUCACAGGCAAUCUUGUCCGUGGAACCAGUGGGCGACAACACAAAAGGCGUCAGCUCAUUCUACAUCCCAAGUGAGCGACAGUGCUGUCGCGCGUGUGGGUGCUGGCUGCUUGCUCCCCACGCCUGCUGCGGUCACGACACACGAGCCACGAGUGCUGUGAAGCGGCGGCCAAGUUACGGCAGUCACACCCCGGCACAAUUCCUCGUGCUGCCCAUCCUCGAAGCAGGAACAGGGGAGAAGAGAGCGUCACUGGUUGUGUCCGGGGAUUGGGCACACAGCACACACACGUGCUGCAAGCGCUGCUCUCACCUGGAAGACGACUACGAAGUCCGCGUGGAGUUGAUUGCAUCACAGGACCGCCCGUGCUCUGAACAGGAAGCGGAGCUGCUUCUUGCCCUUGCGCUGUACUUUGACGACCGCUGGCUCGUGCCCCACCUCCAGCACCCCCUUGGCCCCGUCACCAUGCCGAAACUCUGCAUGAACAUCUGUGAUGCGUGAUGCAUGGCAUUGCACGUGUUGGUGGACGUCAUGUCUGUUCUGUUGCUUGGCGGCACUCGUCAUUGCAAGAUUGUACGCCGCGUGACAUGUGCUCUUGUGCUCUGGUUGAAGUCUACGUGUGACUUCAUGGGUUGAUUGUUUGUUUGCUCCCAAGCGUAUCGGUUGUGGCUGUGGCCUGGUCAUGCAUGUGUGAGCGAGACUGCUGUCGUGUUCCUGUGCUCCAUUCAUAACUUUUGUUGAUUCCUUCUUCACCUUCCAGACGUUCUCUCUCUCUCUCUCUUUCUCUGUUUGGCUUGUUGCAUUUUGGCUCAUGCAUCCCCUUGUCGCAUGCAACCUUCAUCCCAUCAGCCACCCUUCUCAUGGCACACGCUCUCUCCUCAAUGCACACAGUGCGCCUCAUGUUACAGUUAAGUUACAGAUGCACUUGGCUUUUGUAUUCAAACGCAACACACAAGAAACGGGA
This is a messenger RNA of Salpingoeca rosetta, 1842 nucleotides long. RefSeq lists its product as uncharacterized. The record is from RefSeq and is a predicted model, not a curated record. Lineage: Eukaryota; Choanoflagellata; Craspedida; Salpingoecidae. The transcript is spliced from 8 exons. The coding region runs from base 93 to 1379 and encodes 428 amino acids.